UGUCAUAUCACUUAUAAUACAGUAUUUUUACGUACACCAAAGAUAAUUCUCUUUGACGUACACUACCUUUUAAAUUCACAGCUAAAUGCGGGUAGGACAAAAAUAACUCGAUCGGUAGGGUAGGAUUGUAACCCUGUCAAACCAUAAAUAGAAAUAUAUCGGCGCCCCGUGGCUGACGCGGCUGUGUGAAGUGUCAACUCUUAGUCACAGAACGGAGUAUUCUUUGUUCAAAUUCAAUAAAAAUUUGGAAUGCAAUAAAAAUACUGAAAACUGAAUACAGGUUCUGCAUUCGAAAAUGAACGUGUUUCAGGAAUUGAAGAAAUUUUUAUAUCAGCUACUGAACAGCGUUGAUGGCUUACACAGUAUUUUGAUCACGGAUCGUGAUGGUGUUCCUGUCAUAUCAGUGUCAGAUGAAAAAGCCCCAGAAUUAGCAAUGCGGGCAAGCUUCCUUUCUACAUUCGGAAUGGCCACUGAUCAAGGGAGCAAAUUAGAUCUAGGAAAGAAUAAAACCAUUAUUAGCAUAUACAGCAGUUAUCAAGUUGUUCAAAUGAAUAAGCUACCAUUGGUCGUAAGCUUUAUUGCAAACAACAUUUGUGAUACCGGGCACAUCUUGUCACUAGAGAGUAAAAUUGAUCCAAUUUUACAAAAUCUUAAAAACGUUGUUGCCGAAGCCUGAUGGACACCUGUGAUGCACUAAUAAACUAAUUGAAGAAAUCGUGGAAUUAAAACGUCACGACGACUGUGUAAUUGAAUGUGUAAAACACAUUGAACCAAAUUUUAGCAAAACAAAGGCUAAAUAUUAUGAUUUAAAUCGUUGUAAAUUAAUUCUAUAAAUCUUAUAUAAUUAUAUAAUAUACAUACAAAACAAAAAAUGAUAUAUACUGUAUAUGUAUUAUUGGAGAAUUGAAUUGAUUAUUUCGUGAACACGUGUCAUACGCACACUUUAUAUUUUCGUAUUCCUAAAUAACUUCGCAUUCAUAAAAUAAAAAUAGACACUGAUCACGGAGUCACAUCUGUAUGAAUUAACGUGAGAUAUAACACACCUACAAACAAGUUACUGGAAUGUCAAUGUGCUUAUA
This is a messenger RNA of Neodiprion virginianus, 1079 nucleotides long. RefSeq names its product ragulator complex protein LAMTOR3-A (gene Lamtor3). The transcript is spliced from 3 exons. Gene Ontology annotation, cellular component: Ragulator complex. The record is from RefSeq and is a predicted model, not a curated record. Bases 296 to 676 code for a protein of 126 amino acids. Lineage: Eukaryota; Metazoa; Arthropoda; Insecta; Hymenoptera; Diprionidae. Gene Ontology annotation, biological process: cellular response to amino acid stimulus; positive regulation of TOR signaling.